Molecule: messenger RNA, 2145 nt
Organism: Plasmodium adleri (nom. inval.)
Lineage: Eukaryota; Apicomplexa; Aconoidasida; Haemosporida; Plasmodiidae
Product: duffy binding-like merozoite surface protein, putative
Exons: 1
Coding region: 1-2145 (714 amino acids)
Cellular component (GO): membrane
Molecular function (GO): host cell surface receptor binding
Source: RefSeq, a predicted model, not a curated record
AUGAAAAAAAAAUAUAUUAUUUUCUCUUUUUUAUUAAUUUUCAACAUUCAUAUAUAUUUAAAGAAUGUUCAAUGCAAUGACAUAAUAAAUUACAGCGGUUUACAUCUAAGAAACGGAUUACCAAUUAAUAGUUUAGAUUUAAUAAAUGGAUUAAAUAAUAGAAAUGAAGGCCUUAUUGAUACUAAAAUUGAUAUAAAUGAAAAUAACUCUUCCCAAAAUAAUGAUAAUAACAUAUCUACUUUAGGAAAACAUAUUACUGUUAUAGGAACAGAUUUAACACAAAGAGAAACUACAAUUAAUGAAGCAGAUAAUACACAUGGGGGAAAUAAUACUGUAAGUGUUGCUAAUAGUAUAAAUACAGGCGAUAGUAUAUCUGAUGUUCGUCUUACUUCUACGCAACAUUCAACUCUACAGGGUAAUCUAAAUAAAUGGCCCGAAGAUAAUUUUUGUAAUGGUAUUCAAAAUGUUCCUCAUUGUCCUCGAAAAGAUUUUACUGGUACAAAAGGAGAUUGGGUUGGUUCACUUGUCAAACAAUUUUCAAAUGAAAACAAAGGUGUUCUUGUUCCCCCUAGGAGGAGACAACUAUGUCUAGGAAAUUUCACAAACAAAUGGCGUCGUAUAAACACCGAGAAAAUUUUUAAAGAAGAAAUUUUUAAAGCUGCUUUAGGGGAAUCAAGAUCUUUAUUUAAUUAUUUUAAUGAAAAAAACGAGAAUGCACUUACAGCAAUAAAAUAUGGAUUUUCAGAUAUUGGAGAUAUAAUAAAAGGAACAGAUCUAAUUGACUAUCUAAUUAGUAAAAAUGUAAAUUCAGCAUUAGAUAAAAUAUUACGUGAAAAAUCUGGAGAUGAUAUAAUUAAAAAACGUGUAGAUUGGUGGGAAGCCAAUAAAGCUGAUCUAUGGAAUGCCUUAAUAUGUGGAUAUAAUGUUAAUAAAGGGGAAAAUGAAUGUCCAAAACACGAUAACAUUGAUGGAAUACCACAAUAUCUAAGAUGGUUUAGAGAAUGGGGAACAUAUAUUUGCAGAGAAUAUCAAAAUGAAUUGGAUGUUGUAAUAGCAUUAUGUAAUAUCAAGAAAACUCCAAACCCAAAUGAUUCAGAACUAGAAGAAAUGUCAAAUAAAAGUCUUUGUAAAGAAGCAUUAAAGAAUUAUGGAUUAUGGAUUAAUAGAAGGACACCUGAAUGGAAAGAUCAAUAUAAUAAAUUUGAAAAUGACAAAAAUAAAUAUGAAAAUAUUAAAAAUUUAACUCCUGAAAAUUAUUUAAAAGAAAUGUGUUCUGAAUGUAAUUGUAAGAAUAAAGAUUUAAAUAAUAUAUUUAAAGAAUUUGAUAAUAACCUUCAGCUUCUUAAAGCAGUAAUUCAGAAAAAAAAAAAUCAAGAUCAGCUAAUAACCAAUUCCGUAUCACCAACUAGUCCUCCUGUUAGUCAUUCAAGUGAUGGCAAUCAAGAAGUGACAAGAACAGGUGAAUCUGAAGGAGUUUCGAGAACUACAUCUGUUGUAAGAGAAACUUCUAAUGAUAUAACCCCUAAACAACCCGUUCAACCAGAAGUAGUAAAAGGGAUAGACGCCUUAGCACAAAAAGAAAAUAAUAACGACAACAUUUUAGGGUGGGAAUUCGGUCCUGUUUCAGUUCCUGGUACAAAUCCGUAUAUUUCGUCUGAAGAAAAAAAUUCUCUGGAACUAAUAAAUUUAACAUCAUGGGAUAAAGAAGAUAUAAUCAAACAAAAUGAGGAUGUACAAGAAGAAAAAGAAGAAGAGCAAGCUGAUGAAGAAUUAAAAAGAGAAGAAAUAGAAGAGGAACAAGAUUUAUUACAAGAUGAAGAGGAACACGAUGAAUUUGAAGAAGAAGAUGAACAAGAUGAUUUAAAAGAGGAAGAGGAACAGGAUGAGGAAGAAUAUAAAUCCACUAAAGAACUAGAACAAGAGAAAAAGACAGAAGAUGAGAAGAAAGAGGAAACAAUUGAUUCCUCAGAUGAUAAAAAUGCUCAUCAAUCAUUAUCUAUAAGUUAUAAGAAUAAUAAUGAAACAAAAAAGGAUGCUGAGUCUAUAGUGAAAGACCUAUUUAGUUUGUUUAAAGAAAAAAAUACUUUUGAAGAUCUUUUAAAAGAUUUAACAGGGGAUUUAGCCUCUUUAUUUCAAAAACAAUAA